AUGCCACGUAAGCUACGUAAGAAUAUACGUAAGAGGAAGGGAGCAUUGAAACAUCCAAUAGUAAAACUGACACCACAACAACAGUUGCAACAACAAAUGCUGAAUGACCCCACUAUGUUGCAACAAAUGUCAAGCAACCCUAUGCUUUUAAACCGAGUUAUUGGUGCACAGAGUGGAGGUUUAAGAGCGGCACUUUUAGCGAAAAUGGCAGGCUAUGGUGGAGCUGCAGACGGAACAGCUUAUAACCCUCAAAGUCAAAUGAAUUUGAGUUCACUCAAAAAUCAAAUAACAGAUGUCAAAAAGUCAAACAUAGACAUACAGAAACAAAUAAGUGAAAACGAAAAGAAACUAGAAUAUGACAGACACACAAAGAAACUCAAUGAGUUAAACGUAGAGAAAAAGAAGAAAGAAGAACAACUGAAAGAACUAAGUACAGAGGAAUAUGCGAAAAAAGUGUCAGAAAAAGCAGCAGAAGUAGCAAAAAUGGAACAAGAUGUUAUAAAUUUGAAAAACCAUACUACUCAAUAUAAAGUACUGAAAGAUGAAGAAAUAAAACAAAAAGCCCUGAAGACAUAUAUGGAUAGCGAUGAGUAUAAAAAAGAAGUUGAAGCAAAUGUAAAGGCAGAAA
Trichomonas vaginalis G3 is the source of this 628-nucleotide messenger RNA. RefSeq names its product protein of unknown function, DUF4106 family. The transcript has a single exon. The record is from RefSeq and is a predicted model, not a curated record. The annotation marks the transcript as partial. NCBI's taxonomy places the organism in Eukaryota, Parabasalia, Trichomonadida, Trichomonadidae.